GUUAUAACGGAGAAGCGUAUCUUGUCAAGGCUCCAGCACCCCUUUGUGGUUUCCUUGCAUUGGGCAUUCCAAACUACCACCCAUUUAUUCUUAGUGUUGGACUUUUGUGGCGGCGGUGAGCUUUUUUUCCAUAUGCUUCACCGGGGCCGCUUUGAGGAACCAGAUGGCAAAUUUUACUUCUCUGAGAUCUUGCUUGGUCUGGAGUACCUUCAUUCACAGCAGGUGCUUUACCGAGACCUGAAGCCAGAAAAUUGCUUGUUGGAUGAUGAAGGGCACAUCCGGUUGACCGACUUCGGUCUUUCCAAGGAUAAUCUCACACAUUCCGCCCUCUUCACAUCCUUUGUGGGCACUGCAGGAUACCUAAGUCCAGAGAUGGUGGCCCGGCAGGGCCAUGGCCUACCGCUGGACUACUACUGCUUAGGUUGCCUGUUGUAUUGCCUCCUCACUGGAUCGCUUCCUCACUAUGAGGGUGACUACAAGGCGUCGAAAUGUGAGUCCCAAAUAGUCCCAAUCUCAACGGAUUUAAAAGAGAAAGGGGAGACGACAUGA
Molecule: messenger RNA, 549 nt
Organism: Cladocopium goreaui
Lineage: Eukaryota; Dinophyceae; Suessiales; Symbiodiniaceae
Source: the annotation of a GenBank genome assembly